Messenger RNA from Hippocampus comes (tiger tail seahorse), 2388 nucleotides. RefSeq names its product zinc finger BED domain-containing protein 1-like. Gene Ontology annotation, molecular function: protein dimerization activity; DNA binding. The record is from RefSeq and is a predicted model, not a curated record. The transcript is spliced from 2 exons. NCBI's taxonomy places the organism in Eukaryota, Metazoa, Chordata, Actinopteri, Syngnathiformes, Syngnathidae. The coding region runs from base 67 to 1941 and encodes 624 amino acids.
GAUACGCUCGGUGAGACUGCGAGGCGCGGUGAAUGUCAACAAUCUCUUGUGCCUCCCGUGGCGACGAUGGAUAAGCAAGCCACUGAACCGUUUGAAAUUGAAAUCUCAGAAGUGGAAAAUGGAAAUACGGAAGAGCUCGUACCCAAAAGAGGAGCCUUGUCUGUUGUUUGGCGGUAUUUUGGUUUCAGAAAAUCUGACUUCGACCAAAAAAACAUUUUGUGCAAGAUUUGCCUCUCUAAAGUUGCAGCCAGUGGCGGCAACACGAGCAAUUUGCUCCACCACCUGAGCCGCAGGCAUGUCUCGGAAUAUGAAGAAUGUAUGAAGUUAAAAACUGCGCCGUUCGCCUCAGCGGGCAACCCAAAAUCCCUUCAAGACGCGCUGGCCAGGGGGGCCCCCUACGAUAGAAAAAGCAAACGCUGGCUCGACAUCACCAACGCUAUCACGAUCCACCUGGCAAAAGACAUGGUUGCGCUCAACACAGUCGAAAAAGAAGGCUUCAAGCAGAUGAUCAGGACGCUGGACCCCAGGUAUGAAGUCCCGAGCGGAAAGUACUUCGGCCAAAUUGCGAUCCCCAACUUGUACGAGAAGCACAGAGCUAAACUCGGAACGGAGCUGGCGGCCGUCCGCCACUUCGCAGCAACGACCGACAUGUGGUUGAGUCACACCAUGGAGCCUUACUUUGGCGUGACCGUUCACUUCAUAAGCGACGACUGGCUGUUGCAAAGCCAUCGUCUGCAGACGAGCUACUUUCCCGAUGAGCACACCGGAGAAUUACUCGCGGCGGGCCUGCAGGAGGCACUUGAUUCUUGGGGGCUUCCGCAGAACAAACUCGUGGCCAUCACGACCGACGAUGGCGACAACAUCAAGAAAGCCGUGGAACUCAACAAGUGGACUGGACUCCAGUGCUUUGGUCACAGACUUCACCGAGCCAUCGGGAAAGGUCUGAGAAACGAAGGCAUACAGCAAGCCAUUGCCCUGUGCAAAAAAAUUGUGUCCACCUUCUCGUACUCAAGUAAGAAAAGGAGGGACCUGGCCAUUGUUCAGAACUAUCUGGGUCUUCCAAACCACAUGCUCACGGCAGAGACGCCGACCAGGUGGGGCUCGCGUCAAACAAUGAUCCAAAGAGUGCUCGAGCAAGAGAGGGCCAUUAGUCACGUUCUAAAAGACGACAAGAAAUCCAGGCACUUGGUCCCGAGCUGGCAAGAUUUGGACGUCCUCGAGGCCGUCAACAAGGCGUUGGGCCCCCUUCAGGACUUCACAGACGCUUUGUCGGGAGAGCAAUACGUCAGCGUCUCCUACCUCAAGCCGGUGCUCAAGCUCUUCAACGCCUCCAUUCUUGCCGAGGAAGAGAACGACACCCAGCUGACCAAGGACGUGAAGAGAAACAUCCUCGCCGACUUGAAUGAGAAAUAUUCCGACACGGUCGUGGACGACCUGCUCGAUAUGGCGUCCCUUCUCGAUCCGCGGUUUCGAACCAAGUACGUCGAUGAAGAAAAGGUGGAGCGGGUUCUAUCCAGAGUGGUCGAAGAGAUUGUGUCACUGAUGAAGACUCAGCAGGAUGUGGUCCAAGGGGCUGCGGGUUCUGAAGCGGAAGCGGAACCUGAUGAUCCUCCUAAGGUGAAACGAAAAAAGACCUUGGCCAGCUUUUUCAAAAGGGAGGGCGGCGCAAUGACCGAAGAGGAAAGCGUCAGGAAGGAGCUGACCGUCUACUUGCAGACCACCGAGGUGGACAGCGACGUCGACCCUUUCGACUGGUGGAAAUGCCACCAGACAAAUUUCCCUCACGUUGCCAAGCUCGCGCGGCACUAUUUGUGCAUCCCGGCCACCAGUGCGCCGUCGGAGAGAGCGUUCAGCACCGACGGCAACAUGGUGCCGUGCCACAGAGCUGCGCUCAAACCGGAUGCCGUGGACCGUCUGGUUUUCCUGGCUCAAAACUUGUAAAUGUUUCAAUGACGGUUUCACACAUCUGAAAAAAAAAUGGGGUCGAUCGUGUCAUUUUCAGAGGAUCACUAUUGGAUCAAGAAGGUGUGAUUUAAAACAUUUUUUUUUAAAGGUUCUAAAACAAAAUCAUCAAGUACAAAGAUGUUGCCAAAUGGAACAGCAAUAGCUUUGGUUUAUUUAAUGUUUUAAGAAGAACAAUAGCAGUCGAUAAUAUUGUUGCCAUCAUGGUACAUCUCGUCCAUGAAAACAGAGGAUUGACGUACAUAUGAUAAAGAAUUGAUCGCCACCAGGGGGCAGUGCAAUACAGAUAUACGGAUAAACCAUAGAGCUGGUAAAACCAGGGCCUGACCAAUCGAACGACUGGUUGAUUUAAUCAGCCGAUAUUAGCGCUUUUAAAAUUGGCAAAAUUGUAGAAUCUUUCGUGAAUUAAAAAUGGAGGGGAAAAAA